AUGUCUCCUGAUCCUUCUGUCUUGCCCCUCAUUGCCCAUUCUAUCCUCUCUAUCUGCCGCCAGCCGUUUCCCUCACGGUUUGGCAGCUUCCCCUACGCCCUUGAAGCGCUCCCAGGCACCUUGAAGGCCAAGUGGGACUCUCCCGAGUUCGCCCCUUACCGCGCCGCCUUCCCCGCGGAGCAUGCCGGCUCACAAGAGUCCCUCGCGGCGCACGUCCGCGAUCUUAUGAGCAAGGAUCUCAAAAUAUCGUACCUUAAGAGCCUCCAGGGCUACCUGUGGGAGACAGGCUACCGCAACGGCGAGCUCAAGGCUCCCCUGUUCCUCGACGUGGCGCCCCAGUUGGCCCGUUGGCGGGAGCACGGAGGUGUCAAAGUCAUGAUCUACUCAUCCGGCUCCGUGCCGGCGCAGAAGCUUCUGUUUGGACACACCAACGGUGAGCCGUCUGACAUCCUGCACUGGCUGUCGGAUUUCUUCGAUACGGUCAACGCGGGCCCGAAGCAGGAGAAGGCUAGUUACGAGAAGAUUGCGGCCAAGCACCAGGAGUAUCCUAUCGGCGAGUGGCUGUUCCUCAGCGAUAAUGUCAAGGAGGUUGAGGCGGCAAAGCAAGCUGGCAUGCAGAGCUAUAUUGUUAAUAGGCCUGGUAAUGCGGAGUUGUCCGAGGAAGCAAUGAAACAACAUAGGGUUAUCAAGAGCUUUGAGGAGAUUGGUGAUCUAUGAGCUGUGAGGGCAGGCAUGGGUAGCCACAUAGUGGUGGAAAGACAGUAGAAAAUCAAAAACCAAAAAAAAAUCAAAGUCAAAUUC
Molecule: messenger RNA, 801 nt
Organism: Neurospora tetrasperma FGSC 2508
Lineage: Eukaryota; Fungi; Ascomycota; Sordariomycetes; Sordariales; Sordariaceae
Exons: 2
Coding region: 1-717 (238 amino acids)
Molecular function (GO): acireductone synthase activity; magnesium ion binding
Source: RefSeq, a predicted model, not a curated record